Microstroma glucosiphilum is the source of this 2818-nucleotide messenger RNA. RefSeq lists its product as hypothetical. Gene Ontology annotation, biological process: mRNA splicing, via spliceosome. The record is from RefSeq and is a predicted model, not a curated record. The transcript has a single exon. Lineage: Eukaryota; Fungi; Basidiomycota; Exobasidiomycetes; Microstromatales; Microstromataceae. Gene Ontology annotation, molecular function: RNA lariat debranching enzyme activator activity. Gene Ontology annotation, cellular component: post-mRNA release spliceosomal complex. Bases 232 to 2709 code for a protein of 825 amino acids.
GACUGGGGCGAUUGGAAGAAGGUGGACGAGGAGAGUAGGACAUCAACAACACUAAGACGUUGUGAGGACGGAGAUGACGAAGAGGUCCAGGGGCGAGUUACAGCCAUAGGCGUCGUCUGUGCGGAGCGACGCGCGCGGAACGGAAGGAAAGACGACCAGAACUUGAGACACUUCUUCCGAAGGACUACUGUAGCAUCCUGCCAUCACUUCCAUACUAGCCAGUACACGAUCAUGGCAUCGGCGACAGCGUCGACUUCGUCAGCAGUGGCGGCAGCUACUGGACCCGCAACAUCGAUGAAGAUCCUCACCAUCGGUCCGCCGCAUGGUCAGGUCGCCAGCUUGAUCUCCAAAGCCUCAGCCAUUGAGUCAAAGCACGGGCCCUUUGACGCGCUCUUUGUGGUAGGCGACUUCUUCCAGUCCUUCGAUUCCAUCAAUGCCGAAGAACAAGCUCUGCUGGACGGCACAAGCAAGCUACCGAUCCGAACGCUGAUAUGUCAGGCGCGGAGACGACCUCCGCCCGAGGUCAGGGAUCGAAUCGCCUCCAUGCAGCGUGUCAUGGCGAAGCGGAAGCAGGAUGAAGAUCAGAAGCCGAUCAAAUUGGCGGACAACCUCUUCUGGCUUGGCAAAGAUCAGGUCACCUGGAUCUCAAAGGACGUCAGCAAAGAUGAGGAGACUGGUGACGUGGGGGGAGAUGCAAUCGUCGACGAGGAGCAAAAAGGCCUCAGAGUGGCCAUCUGUGGUGGAAAGUGGGACGCAGCCAAAUGGGCUGCAGAGAUCCAAGGCAGAGUCGAUGGAGUGGAUGGCAUUGCACGGGAGGACCCUUCUUCAUCAUCCGAAAUUCAAGAAGACAAUUCAGACUUCCUACUGCCAUCCAGCCUGGAGAGACUCUAUCAACAUCGAGCCUUCCAAGCCAAACCUCUCGUACCAGCCUCAGCUCAGGCAGGUACGGCUCAGGCGGAGCCCCAGACACUUGCAGCAGCUCGGGCAAAGAUGCAGGCCGAACAGGCAGGGAGCUCCAAUUCAACGAUUCCAAAUGAGCCCUCGAUAGAUUUACUGCUCUUGCCUACAUGGCCAGCUGGAGUCUCGCUCUUCUCUAAGGCCUUUCCUCCCGCAGGGGUGCCGGAGGAGGCUCGAAUGUGGGGUCUGCCGCCAGUGGCCGAAGUGAUGCGGAGAGCGAAGCCGAGAUACGGCUUUGCCAUUGCGCCAGAGACGGACAAGAAUGCAGAACAGGUGGCCUCAAAGGAUGCAUCAGAUGCAACAGCGAAGCCUGAUUGGCAAGAUACCGGCGUAUAUUGGGAGAGAGAGCCCUACUCCUCUGCCACAGAUGCUCGGCCUGCUCAGAGAGGGGGCUCAGGCGCGAAUGCGGUACCAGUCAAAAGCUCGACUCGUACGACGAGGUUCAUCUCCUUGGCCAACUUCGCUAAUGCAAAGAAGGUUCGUUGGUUCGUAGCAUUGAACCUACCUGUAGGCGCUGCCGCCAAUGCUCCGCCCGCUCAGCCCGCGAAGGGCAUCACCCAAAGUCCCUUUGGAGGUGACCUUCGAGCUUUGCCUACCAGUGUGACCAACGACAAUGCUGAGAAGAAGAGAAAAGUAGACGAAGCGGUUUCGGAGGGUGAUGGUCUGCAGAGCAACGUCAAUUUCCGAUGGCAGCAGGGUGGACAGAAGAAGCAGCGCCGAGCAGAGGGAGCUCCCCGAGAUGACGGCGCCCCGCCUCCGGAAGGCUACGUCUGUGUGGUGUGUGGUUCAAAGGAGCACUAUGUCCGGCUCUGCCCUCACAAGCAACAACAGCAGCAACAGCAGCAACAGCGUAAGGAUGCUCGCAACAAGAGCGGCGCCGUCAACCUUGGUCUACCCAACCGUCCGGAGGGUGCAGAGGAGGCGCUAGGACCGAUGCAUCGACGUGAGCCGGUACAAAUGGUGGGACCGAAGGACUGCUGGUUUUGUCUCUCAAAUGAAGGCUGCGCAAAGCAUCUCGUAGUCGCCAUCGGAGAAGAGUCCUACCUAGCUCUGCCCAAAGGCCAGCUACCACCUUCCUCCUCCGAAGCCUCACCAGUCCCAGGAGGCGGACACGUCCUCAUCAUCCCUAUCUCGCAUGUGCCGAGCGUACAGUCCCUGGACGAUGCAGCCGCCAAGGAACGACUGGCAGAGGAGAUCGAGCGAUACCUACAUGCUUUGAGCCAGUGCUACGAGGCGCAUGGCUGUAUCCUAGUAGCCUGGUCGAUUGUCAAGCUCAGCAACACCAGAGCGGGACACAUGCAGGUACAGGUCGUGCCAGUUCCUCAGGCCAGGAUCCUUGCAGCUGGAGGAGACGCCCAGGACUUCGAGACGUACCUCCGCUCGGAAGCUACCAAGCGGGGCUACAAGCUAGAGGAAGUGACAGACGGCCCAGCCGCCAAGCGUGUCGGAUCAGCGGGAGCGGACACCGAGUAUUUCCAGCUGCAGAUCUUCCCAACUUCCAACCUCGCACAGCGCAUCGUAUACAAUCUUGACCUCAAGAGUACCCCAGCGAACAGGGGCAUACGAUUCGACUAUCAAUUCCCACGCAUCGUGCUUGCCUCUUAUCUGGGCGUCCCAGACCGGGCAGAUUGGCGCAAGUGCGCUCGCAGCGAAAAGGUCGAAGAGGUGGAGACGAGGACGUUCAGAGAUGCAUUUGCAGAAUGGAUGCCGAGCUUCGGAGACGACGAGGAUGACAGUGAUGACGACGAGUAAGAGCCAAGGAUCGAAGCGGGCCGGAAGCUGUAAUUAGAGGAGGCGUCGCCAGCCGGGCCCGACAACGAGGGAGAAAGCUUUGGAUGAGAAAAAGGAUGACUUGAUUGCG